Messenger RNA from Archocentrus centrarchus (flier cichlid), 4943 nucleotides. RefSeq names its product receptor-type tyrosine-protein phosphatase H. Lineage: Eukaryota; Metazoa; Chordata; Actinopteri; Cichliformes; Cichlidae. Gene Ontology annotation, cellular component: signaling receptor complex. Gene Ontology annotation, molecular function: protein tyrosine phosphatase activity; protein binding. Bases 242 to 4636 code for a protein of 1464 amino acids. Gene Ontology annotation, biological process: peptidyl-tyrosine dephosphorylation involved in inactivation of protein kinase activity. The transcript is spliced from 24 exons. The record is from RefSeq and is a predicted model, not a curated record.
AGGGACCAGAGGUUACAAGAGGAGGAUGUCGUUGAGAUAAUUAAAAGUCAACACUUCGGUAUUAAAGUUGAUUUUGGACUCUAACAGCUCAGGCUUGGAAAAAUUCUUGACCAAGUUUACAUGUUGUUUUUGUCAACACACCGGCAGAGGUGCUGAAAAUAGGAGUUUCAAGGUUAUAUUGGGAAAACGAAGGAAUCGAACAAGUUCAAAGAAUGUGUGCCAGUUAAGAGUUCUUAAAACCAUGACAUUUUUAUCUUUUAUCUCGGACCACUUGCUGCUUUGUGUCUUCCUGAGUCUACUUUGGGGUAUAACUGACUCCGCUGCAACAAAUACAGCAACCGUGACACAAAGAGAAACAACCGCAACACAAAAAACUAUUCUACUAACAUCUACAACACAAAGCAGCACGUCACUGUCGCCUACAACAACUAAAUCCCCUCCAGAAAAUGUUCAGAAUGUGAUUGUGACGACGCAAAAUGAGACCAGCAUAACCCUGCAGUGGACAAAAGUCUCCAACAUUAACACAUAUACACUUGAGUUUAAUGGCAGAAAGAUCAAGGUUACUGCUUCUGCAGGAAAUGUCACAUACACAGUCUUAAACCUGACUGAUGGAACCAGAUACAAUUUCAGUCUCUUCACUGUGUCUGCAAAUGUCAGAAGCAGUGGAGUAAACUACAUUGCAGUAACAGCUCCACGAAGAGUUAAUGCUGUGACUGUGGUGAAACAAAAUGAGACGAGUGUAACACUGAAGUGGAACAAAGUUAACAACAUAUCCGAAUACUUCCUGCAGUAUAAUUACAACGGCAGUGUCAUAAAGAAGAAUAUCAGUGUUUCUCAAGAGGGACCUGUUAAAUAUGUGGUCUCUCCUCUGACUGCUGGGACAAACUACAGCUUCACUCUCUUCACUGUGUUUGAGGGAGUCAACAGCAGUGGAUACAAAUUUACUGCUGUGACAGCUCCUUAUGACGCUAGAGAAUUCAGAUCAAUCGCUCAAAAUGAGACCAGCAUAACCCUGCAGUGGGAAAAAGUACCCAAUUUCAACAUGUAUACCCUUGUGUUUAAUGAAAAAGAGAUCAACAUCACUUCUGUGGAAGUUGUGACAUACUCGGUUGGAAAUCUGAAAAGUGGUACCAAAUACAACUUCAGUCUCUUCACUGUAUUUGAAAAUGUCAGAAGCAAUGGAGUAAACCACAUUGCAGUAACAGCUCCAGGAAGAGUUACUGCUGUGACUGUAGUGAGACAAAAUGAGACGAAUGUAACACUGAAGUGGGACAAAGUUAACAACAUAUCCGAAUACUUCCUGCAGUAUAAUUACAACGGCGGUGUCAUAAAGAAGAAUAUCAGUGUUUCUCAAGAUGGACCUGUUGAAUAUGUGGUCUCUCCUCUGACUGCUGGGACAAACUACAGCUUCACUCUCUUCACUGUGUUUGAGGGAGUCAACAGCAGUGGAUACACACUCAGUGCUGUAACAGUGCCAAAAAAUGUUCAUAAUGUCAUUGUAAAGGCACAGAAUGAAACGAGUAUAAUCCUGCAGUGGGACAAAGUUAACAACACAUCAACAUACAUCCUGCAGUAUAAUUACAACGGCAAUGUCAUAAAGAAGAAUAUCAGUGUUUCUCAAGACGGACCUGUUGAAUAUGUGGUCUCUCCUCUGACUGCUGGGACGAACUACAUCUUCACUCUGUUCACUGUGCUUGGGGGAGUCAGCAGCAGUAGAUACAUACUCAGUGCUGUGACAGCUCCAGAAAAUGUUCAGAAUGUCAUUGUGAAGACACAGACUGAGACGAGUAUAAGCCUGCAGUGGGACAAAGUUAACAACAUAUCAACAUACAUCCUGCAGUAUAAUUACAACGGCAGUGUCAUAGAGAAGAAUAUCAGUGUUUCUCAAGAGGGACCUGCUGAAUAUGUGGUCUCUCCUCUGACUGCUGGGACAAUCUACAGCUUCACUCUCUUCACUGUGUUUGAGGGAGUCAGCAGCAGUGGAUACAGAUUCAGUGCUGUGACAGCUCCAGAAAAUGUUCAGAAUGUAAUUGUGAAGACACAGACUGAGACGAGUAUAAGCCUGCAGUGGGACAAAGUUAACAAAAUAUCAACAUACAUCCUGCAGUAUAAUUACGACGGCAGUGUCAUAGAGAAGAAUAUCAGUGUUUCUCAAGAGGGACCUGCUGAAUAUGUGGUCUCUCCUCUGACUGCUGGGACAAUCUACAGCUUCACUCUCUUCACUGUGUUUGAGGGAGUCAACAGCAGUGGAUACAGAUUUACUGCUGUGACAGCUCCUUAUGACGCUAGAGAAUUCAGAUCAAUCGCUCAAAAUGAGACCAGCAUAACCCUGCAGUGGGAAAAAGUCCCCAAUGUCGACAUGUAUACCCUUGUGUUUAAUGAAAAAGAGAUCAACAUCACUUCUGUGGAAGUUGUGACAUACUCGGUUGGAAAUCUGAAAAGUGGUACCAAAUACAACUUCAGUCUCUUCACUGUAUUUGAAAAUGUCAGAAGCAAUGGAGUAAACCACAUUGCAGUAACAGCUCCAGGAAGAGUUACUGCUGUGAAUGAGGUGAGACAAAAUGAGACGAGUAUAAGCCUGAAGUGGGACAAAGUUGACAACAUCUCAGAAUACUUCCUGCAGUAUGAUGACAACGGCAGUGUCAUAAAGAAGAAUAUCAGUGUUUCUCAAGAGGGACCUGUGGAAUAUGUGGUCUCUCCUCUGACUGCUGGGACAAUCUACAGCUUCACUCUCUUCACUGUGUUUGAGGGGGUCAGCAGCACUGGAUACACAUUUACCGCUGUGACAGUUCCGCUGAUGGUGUCUUCUGUCAGUGUGACUGAACGCCUUGCUAACAGCAUAACUCUAAAGUGGGAGAACAUGAAUGUAGCCUGGGAAUACUUACUUCAAAUCAGUAGCAGUGUGUCAUAUUUUAAAAACGCCUCAAAUAUAGUUACAAAAGUUACAUCGCUUAAGCCUGGAACAGAGUAUCAUUUCAACUUGACCACAAUGUUCUCUGGACUCAACAGCACUACUUACAGCAAUUUCACAGUAACAGCCAUCGACUGUGCCAGUGCAAACUGGACGGUUACUAACUCAUCAAUCAAAGGAAAAAUUGAAGGGUUGUUCUCAAAUGCAACAGCGAGUAACGGAUCUCAAAUGUCUGUCAGUCCGAAAGGUGAAAAUGUGUCAUUUACUGGUCUUUACCCUGGAGCAACCUAUGAAAUAUUGCUUGUCUAUGAAAAAUCUUCCAGAAAUUUCCUACAGUGUCACCACAAAUUAACAGUCCUUCCUCCUAAUCUAAAUGCUCACUGUAAGUACUGGGCAGCUGGAUAUUCUGUCCUCAUUGCCUGGCAUGAAACAGAUGGCGAAUGGACUGCUGUGGAGGUGAAUGUGGCUGAGAAGAGUCUCACAAAAAAUAGAUCUGAAAAGGAGGUCAUAAUAGCUGGAUUCCAACCUGCCAAAAAAUAUAAAGUGUCUGUAACAUCACUGUCUGGGCCUAACAGGACAGUAAGGAGUUCUGAACCACAUGUUUUUUACUGUGAGACUGAUCCAAGGGGAGUCAUUGCAGGGUCAGUAUUUGCUGUGCUGCUUUUUGGUCUCCUCGUCGCUUUGGUUGUCUUCAUUUUCCUCAAAAGACCACAUAUUAUCAGCAGAAAGAAGUCGUUCAUUGGUGGAUCCAAAGUAACUAACGCAAUGAGCAAAGCUAUUUCUGCUGCAGUGUUUCCUGACCACUUCCGUCAGUUAUGUUUAGAUGACAACAGAGGCUUCAGCGAUGAAUAUGAGGGCCUCGCUCCUGUUGGAACAGAACAGACACGAAAGACUGCUCUCCUACCUGAAAACAAAGCAAAGAAUCGUUUCACUAACGUCCUGCCAUACGACUGGUGCCGGGUGAAGCUAACUACACUAGACCCCAAUGGGACUUCAGACUACAUCAAUGCCAAUUAUAUGCCAGGCUACAACAGUAAUAGAGAAUAUAUUGCCACCCAAGGUCCUCUGCCCUCUACUGUUAAUGAUUUCUGGAGAAUGAUUUGGGAACAAAGAGUUAAGAGGAUCGUAAUGGUAACCAACUGCACGGAAGGAGGAAGGACUAAGUGUGAACAAUACUGGCCUGCAGACAGAAACCCAUGCCCUUAUAAAGAGCUGCAGGUCACCAUCAGAUCCGAGCAACAUGAGCCCAACUGGACACUGAGGGAAUUCAGUCUGAAAGAUAGAAAAACCUCAGAAGAACGUACAGUUAAACAUUUCCACUUUACCGUCUGGCCUGACCAUGGAGUCCCACAGGGGACAGAAGUCCUGAUCCAGUUCAGAGGCCUGGUGAGACAGCACAUAGAGAGAGAAGGGGGCAAUGCGCCAACAGUGGUUCACUGCAGUGCUGGAGUCGGGAGAACUGGCACUAUAAUAGCCUUGGAUGUGCUGCUUCAGCAGCUGGAGCGAGAGCAUGCAGUUGGCAUCAAUGCUUUUGUGCACAAGAUGAGACUGAACCGGCCGUACAUGGUGCAGACGGAGUCCCAGUACGUUUUCCUGCACCAGUGCAUCAUGGACAGUCUGCAACCAAAAGAGAUGAAUGAAGAGAACGUGUACGAGAACGCAGAUAUGAUAUACGUCAAUGCCACUGCCCUCCAAGAGCUGCGUCGGCAGAAUGCAAAUGCCUAGUGUCACCACUGCUCUUAGUAUUUUAUGCACUUAGGGAAAAAACAAUUAUGUCUGUAAGCAAUAUUUUUGUAUAAAUAUAAUAAUACAAGGGAUUGCAUCUUAACUAUUUACAGUAUAUACAAUGCACAUGAGGUUUUAUUUACCAUUUGCACGUUAUCUUUGAAAUGUGUAAUAUUAUUGUUUUCAUGUGCAGAAGUAGUACUCCUGAUGACUUGAGAAUGUUUGAAAAUUACAUUUAUUAAUAAUACGCAGGUAGAAUUUAUAAAUAUUUUUCAUUCACAAAAAUAUAAAAACUGUUUUUUUUUUU